This is a messenger RNA of Synchiropus splendidus (mandarinfish), 1275 nucleotides long. RefSeq names its product zinc finger protein Xfin-like. The transcript is spliced from 2 exons. Lineage: Eukaryota; Metazoa; Chordata; Actinopteri; Syngnathiformes; Callionymidae. Bases 160 to 1170 code for a protein of 336 amino acids. The record is from RefSeq and is a predicted model, not a curated record. Gene Ontology annotation, biological process: negative regulation of transcription by RNA polymerase II; regulation of immune system process; regulation of cytokine production.
CCAUCUACAUCCGGCGGGUCGUUUGUGUAGCAAUGUUCGUUUAUUUUGUAGUUUAAUCGCUAAAACGGGUGAAAUUGGAGGCUAUAGCUUACACUGCUUAACAGCUUGUACGGUCAAGACGCGAACGUCAAUUCGAAGGUGCGCAUUAUCGCCGGAGAGAUGAAUAAAUUGGACGUUUUGAAGUCGCUGGUGAGCCAGAGACUUUUGGCGGCCGUGGAGGAGGUUUUCUCUCUGAUAGAAGGAACCAUCAACGAUGUCGAAGCGGAGAAGCAGCGACAACUGUCGGAGAACCUCGUUAACCGCCCAGACGUCCAACUUCCCUCGGUGCCGGAGGAACAUUCGGGUCUGGACCCACAGCCUCCGCCUCACUUCAAAGAGGAGCUGAGUGAACUCUUCAUCAGCCCAGGCCCAGUGAGAGUGAAAGGAGAAGAGGUAGGUUGUCCACCUGAGCUGGACCUCGUCGCGUCAGAACCGACGCCUGAGCUUGACCUUCCUGCGGAGGCUGACUCGAGCUCUGAUGAAGAGGACUCGGACUCUGACGACUCUCUGGAGGAAGAAGCCGCCAAUCACCAAGCUGCACAUAAACUGUUGGGCUGCUCUCGCUGCAACAAGAAGUUCACACAGAGUCGGGACCUGAAGACGCACAUGGCGAGUCACACGCGAAAGAUGACCUUCCGCUGCUCGCUCUGUGGGAAGCGAUACAUGAAGAAGGCCUAUCUGAUCCAGCACAUGGCCGCGCACAAGAGCUGCGAGGUUUGCCAGGGAAGACAUGGAGUGGAGUGUCACCGGUGCCGGGGCGGAGCGGCGGCCGCUGCCAAGUCCUUCAGCUGCAGCGUCUGUGGCCGUGUUUUCCUCCAGAAAGGUUAUCUGAUCAAACACAUGGAGCGUCUGCAGUUCCACUGUCUGGUCUGCAAGAAGAACUUCUGCUACCACAACAUGCUGAAGAACCACUCCUGCCCCGGCAGACAGGAGCCAGGGAACAGCGAAACCUUCCCCUCGUCUCCACACAUGCGUUCUGACGACGAGUUAUCAGAUGACUCCGACUCUUCUUCAUCAUCAUCGGAAAGUCAAGACUUCAGUCCGCAGAAGUUGAGCUGCUCUCUUUGCCACAAGACGUUCUCCAGCAGUGCUAAUCUGAGGCGACACGCUCGAGUCCACACGCUGGGCUGAUAGGUCACAUGACCUCGCAGGAGACGGGACAGGAAACCGGUCUGGUGGAGUCCACACACCUGCAACUCGCAAUUUGUUUUCAUUUUGUUCCAAUAAUAAAAUCAA